This is a messenger RNA of Galendromus occidentalis (western predatory mite), 2264 nucleotides long. RefSeq names its product protein bicaudal D. Bases 1 to 2181 code for a protein of 726 amino acids. Gene Ontology annotation, cellular component: Golgi apparatus; cytosol. Gene Ontology annotation, biological process: microtubule anchoring at microtubule organizing center; regulation of microtubule cytoskeleton organization; protein localization to organelle. NCBI's taxonomy places the organism in Eukaryota, Metazoa, Arthropoda, Arachnida, Mesostigmata, Phytoseiidae. The transcript is spliced from 5 exons. Gene Ontology annotation, molecular function: cytoskeletal adaptor activity; dynactin binding; dynein complex binding. The record is from RefSeq and is a predicted model, not a curated record.
AUGGAAGAGGUAGAGCUCCUCCGGCAGGAGGUCGACCGCCUCAUCCGUGAGCUAGAUGAAGCGAAUCACGAAAAAGUGCAGAGUGCGAAGUACGGUCUGGUGCUCCUCAACGAGAAAGCAGCUCUCACCCGACGUUGCGACGAGUUGGAAAAACAUUACGACACUUCAAAGAGUGAACUUGAAAUUCUGAAAGAGGCUCUCAAAAAGGUUGAGACAUCUCAGAAGCUAUCAACAACAACCGGCAUCGAGCAAGAGGAUUCUCUCCUGCAGGAGUCUGCCCAAAAGGAGGCCUCACUGACUUCGAGUCUCCAGGAGUUGGAGAAGGAGCUCAAGUCAGUCAGACAGGAGUUGGGUAGGGUCACCGCAGAGAGAGACCAGAUGAUCGCCGAUGCGGUCGAACUCAAAGAGUCCUAUAAUAAAAGCGAUUGGGAGCGUAAGAACCUACGCAGUGAGCUCAAGGAUGUUAAAUUGCGCGAACAACGACUCCUCUGCGACAACAAUGAGCUCGAAGAGGAGAACAUCGGUCUUCAGAAGCAGGUGUCCAAACUCAAGCAGAGUCAAGUCGAUUUCGAGGCGGUCAAGCACGAAGCAAGACGGCUCGCCGAAGAAGUCGAGGCAGCCAAAGGUCAAGCAGAAGAGAUGUUUGGCCUCAAAGAUCUCGUCACGAAACAAUUAGAAGAAACCCUGGAUAUUCUACAGCGCGAACGUGAACAAAAAUAUAUCUUGAAAAAAGAGUUGGACCAGAGAGACCAAACCGCCGCACAUUCGGGUAACAUCGCUGGACUCCGUCUCGAGCUGGGCGAGGGAACGGCCGACGACAAAAUUCGACCGUCGACGGUCGGUGAUCUUUUCAGUGAGCUUCAUCUGACCGAGACGUUGAAACUCGAAAAACAGCUGGAAGAAAUGGAGCUCGAGAAAGACUCACUCAUCAAAACGCUCGAGAGCUCUAAACUCGAGUGUGAGCAGUGUCGUACCGAGCUCGAGGAUAGGAAGAAGAAAUUGCUUUUGCUCGGACAGCGCAUCGACGCUAUUGUCAUGCAGGCCGAAAACGAGGCCAACUCUAAGACGGAGACCGCGGCAGGACUCCUGUCCACAUUGAAACGGGUCCAGGAAGACCUGACGAGUAUGGACGGAGUAGACGGGCAGGACAUCAGUGAGAACGUGCUCCUCAAGAACCAAGUCGCAAACUUCAUGAACAAGAUCUCAACCUACGAGCAGCAAAUCUCCGAUUUUGGCGAUGAUUUGAAAAUUCUAGAAAAUAUCGGGGACUCUUUCCACGGCAGCACGACGUCGGCGCUCGAGGACAUCGCGUGCGUACAGGACGAUAUUGCGCAAUUGUACCAUCACGUCUGCGCUCUGAACGGACAGACACCGAAUCGUGUCGUGCUCGAUCACGCCAAAGGCGAGCAGAAAGAGAACUCGAAGAGUCGGGUCGAGGUGCUUUCCGAUAAUUUCCGUACCGAAAGUUUCCGACAGCUCUCGUUCAAGAAAGUUGAUCCCCACGCUGUGAAACUGCAAGUUGAAACUCUACGAGAUCAGGUGAAAUUCCUCAAAGAAGCCGUCGAGACGGCCGUUGGAAACCCACACAAGCUUGCAGGAUCUGGAUCUGGGAACUCUGGGGCGACUUCCCUGGAGGAGGGCGAUCCUCAGGAGCAAAUCAUAAAGCUCAAGUCGCUGGUGUCCACGAAACGCGAGCAGAUCGCCACUCUCCGCGCAGUGCUCAAGGCCAACAAGCAGACUGCCGAAAUCGCUCUAGCCAACCUGAAGUCCAAGUACGAAACGGAAAAGUCAAUCGUUUCCGAAACGAUGCAGAAGUUGCGGCACGAACUCAAGAGUUUGAAGGAAGACGCGGCGACUUUCGCAUCGUUGAGAGCGAUGUUCGCGGCCCGCUGCGAAGAGUACGUAGCCCAGCUGGAUGAACUCCAGAGGCAACUGAGAGCGGCCGAAGAGGAGAAGAAGACCCUGAACUCGCUUCUGAGAUUGGCCAUCCAACAGAAAUUGGCGCUCACACAGAGAUUGGAGGAGUUCGAGAUGGACCGCGAGCGGUCUCAUCUUCGAAGGUCAGGUUCGGCGACAGCGUCACCCCGAGUGGCUCGGAGCACGCCUAGAGGGAGCCCCCAUCACGCAUCUCUACCGUUCUUCAACAAUCAACGCCAACCGAGACCGUCGGGGGAUUUCUGAGCAGGUUUCUAAGUCGCUUGAGGGAUCGAAAUUCAUGAAGCCUUCCAUUUUGGUAAUCUGACUCGAGUCUCUAACACGGUUGA